CACCCUCGCGCGGCCCCGCCCCCCGCGCGGCCCCGCCUCGAGCUGGCGGCGCGCGACGCUGAGCGCCGCACUCACCUGGGACACGAGGUGGUCAGCAGCGCAAAAAGGCCUGCGCUCGCGGGAGCUCAAGGAUAUUUGGUCUACUCUUUCACGCCGAUCAGAAGUCUUGGAAGAGACACUGAGAUGGAGGCCGAGCGCAAGGCCAAGGUGACCCAGUGGCAGCAGCAGUCGUACAUGGACUCGGGUAUUCACUCGGGCGCGGGGACGCGCGUGCACUCCAUGCGGCACAUGGACGACGACGACGGGGAAGACUGGGAUCCUGCGUUCGGGCAGCCGCAGCAGCAGGCCUUCAGCAGCCGUCACGAGGUGGAGACGUACUCGAUGACGCGCCAAGUGCGCGGCGGCGUCGGCGGCGGCGGCGUCGGCGGCGUCUUCCCGGACGAGGACGGCCUGCAGAUCGCGUGCGGCCACCUGGACGCGGCGAGCAGCCCCUCGAGCGGCCACCGGCUGGGCGAGCCGGGCCACGCCAUGCGCAGUGCGGUGGACAACCUGCUGAGCUACCAGGACGACCCGGACCUGGGCACGCGCGCCAUCCCCGAGCUCACCAAGCUGCUGAACGACGAGGACCAGGAGGUGGUGCGGCAGGCCGCCCUCAUCGCCCACCAGCUGUCGCAGAAGGCCGGCGGGCAGCGCGCCAUGGUGAACUCGUCGGCGCUGGUGGCGGCGCUCGUGCGCACCAUGCACAACACGAGCGACAUCGACACGGCCACGCACACGGCCGGCACGCUGCACAACCUGGCGCAUGACACGCCCGGCCGCCUCGCCAUCUUCAAGUCGGGCGGCAUCCCCGCCCUCGUCAAGAUGCUCAGUUCUCCCGUGGAGUCGGUGGUCUUCUACUCGAUCACCACCCUGCACCACCUGCUGCUCAACCAAGAGGGCAGCAAGAUGGCCGUCCGUCUGGCUGGCGGCCUCCAGAAGAUGGUGGCCCUUCUCAACCGCACCAACGAGAAGUUCCUGGCCAUCACCACCGACUGCUUGCAGAUCCUUGCCUUCGGCAACCAGGAGAGCAAGCUGGUCAUCCUGUCGAGCGGUGGCCCGGCAGCGCUGGUGCAGAUCCUGCGGACUCACACCUACGAGAAGCUGCUGUGGUCCACCAGCCGGGUGCUCAAGGUCCUGUCCGUUUGCCCCCAAAAUAAGCCAGCCAUCGUGGAGGCCGGAGGCAUGCAGGCCCUGGCUUUGCACAUGAACAACCCCAGCCCACGUCUCGUGCAAAACUGCUUUUGGACCCUGAGGAACCUGUCCGACGCGGCCACAAAGCAGGAGGACAUGCAGGAGCUGCUGCACAUGCUUGUGGAGGCGCUGAGCUCUCGGGACUUGAGUCUGGUGACGUGCGCCGCAGGGACGCUCUCCAACCUCACCUGCAACAACUCCAACAACAAACUCGCAGUCUAUCAGAUGGGCGGCAUCGAAGCUCUGCUGAACACCGUGGAGCACAUGGGCGGGCACGAGGACAUCCUCGAGCCGGCCGUCUGCGCCCUGCGUCACCUGACCAGCCGGCACCAGGACGCCGACAUGGCCCAGUCUGCCGUGCGCGAUAGCAUGGGGCUGCCCCUCGUGGUGAAGCUGCUGCAGCCGCCCUCCAACUGGCCGUUGAUCAAGGCCGAUGUGGGGCUCAUCCGGAACCUGGCGCUGAGCUCGGCGAACCAUGCUCCGAUGCGCGACGAGGGCGUCGUCCAUCGUCUCGCACAGCUGCUGAUUCGAGCUCACCAGGACACCCUGCGCACAGCCUCAGGGACUCUCCCCCAGACCGUGGACGGGAUCCGGAUGGAUGAGAUCGUGGAGGGCUGCACGGGCGCGCUGCAGAUCCUCGCCCGUGACCCCACGAGCCGCACGCUCAUCACCAGCCUCAACGUCAUCCCCAUCUUCGUGCAGCUCCUCUUCUCCCCGAACGAGAACGUGCAGCGCGUGGCGACGGGCGUGCUGUGCGAGAUGGCGCAGGACAAGGACGCGGCCGACGCCAUCGACGCCGAGGGGCCCAACCCCAUCCUCACCGAGUUGCUGCACUCGCGCAACGAGGGAGUCGCCACGUACGCGGCCGCCGUGCUGUUCCGCCUCUCUGAGGACAACCCGCAGGACUUCCAGAACCGCUUCUCGUCCAGCUCGCUCUUCCGGCCGGACAACCAAAGCUGGCAGCAGGAAGGCGGUGAAAUCGACUUGAUGAUUCCUGCUGAGUAUUAUCAAGACGGUGCCCUGCUCCCCGCACGCUACCCCAGCCACGCUCCAGCCCCUCCCCCCGGUGCUACCCCCUACCCCUCUUCCCACGCUGGCUCCGAGCACGGCUUGGCCUAUCCCUCCGCUGGCGGGGGAGGGUUCUCCGACGGCGAUCUGUUCUGGGCCAUGUCCGAGCUGACACGCGCGGGGUCCAACUACGCCUCCGAGCCUCCCACCCCCGGCAGCGUGUUCGCCGCUGGCCCGGCGUCUCAGGCCGUGCCCGAUCGCCGGGGCUUGCCUCACGACGGCCACUAGCGGCCCCUCAACCCGCUCUCUGCAGGUGAAGUGGAGGCGUGGUGAGGAGGGGACUGGACGGACCACCGAGGACGAGAGGACGGAUCUGGCCACGAUUGCAACCCAAAUGAAUGGUCUCCCUCCUGCUACUAUAAAAACCAUAAUCGCCCAUGGCAAAAUCAAACAUGCAGUAGACACUUGUGAAUGGUAUUCAAUCAGCGGAGGGGGGGUUAGCCUUCGAAUAUUAGGAUGCACACGCACACCUGCAUUCACAACCAGAAGUGUUUUCUGCUGUACGCUGCAGCAUUGAAUUGACCUUUAUUUGGCAUUCAGAAAGCACGAUUUUCGUUCCAAAAGCUUGUUUGGAAUAGAUAUAAUUGGCAGGUAAUGGCAUCAAGAUUGCUUGUGUAAUGUGAUACUGCAUUCCUGAAAGUGCCAAACAAGUAAUUGUACAAUAAUAUCCUCUGCACUUUUAAUGCCAUCUGCAAGCUGUCAUCUGUUGCCUGCAGUGGUUAUGCUAAUGACGAAAAAUGCAGGCAGUGUGCCUCCUAAUGUUCCUGGAUAUAUGUAGAGUUUAACGUGAGUACCAUAUUGGGAAUUUUGCCACGGAAUUGUCCCGAGUGUUGUAGUUGGGCUCAUGCCAGUCAGAGCACACUGUCGGCACCGCCGACAUCCUGGGUUCACAUCCCGGCAAACAACUGUUGUUGAACAAGGCACUUCAUGUUUAGCGAGCCUGUGGAAUCCCCCCAGUCACCAAUCGCUGCAGAUGUCUUAUCUUCAACUCGCCUGCUAUUUUAAAUGCCUUAUCCGCAGAAUAGUGGUCCUGAGCCCCAUAGAAGAUCAGUCGGUUGAACACACAGCUCAAGAGCGCAAUCUUGAGAUUUGGAUGAGAUGGACCCUUGAAGGAUAUUAAGUGAAGAUCUAUGAUAUGACAUGGAUUUGCUGUGUAGAGUGAGCUCUGUAAAGGAAAAUUGCUUCACUCGUUUUUUUUGCCGAUAGCACAAUUGAGAUGAAAAAAAAACGAAGUGCCCCUCCCGCCCCCUUCCUCAAGCAAGGGAUGGGGGUGGCGCUUGCCUCGAUCCGUGGCCCUGAGUUGCUGGUGGUGAUGGGCGGCCUGGUCUCCAAAGCAUGGCCACGAUUGACUUUCCAUGAAGUGGUUCUUAUUUUAUGGAUGCUGGAGGAAAGAUGGACUGAGUCACCCCCCCACCACCACCACCACCUAAUACUACCAGGUGAAGUAUGCUGACCACAGCACCACUCGGCAGUUGGUAAAUCAUGAAACGUGGAACAGUAAAGGGAACCAGUUGACAGGGCACUUGUGCCAGCGAGAAUAUUAGUAGGGCUUCGCGGGUUAUUUGUUAUCACCAGAUUGCUUUAGUCAUCGCAAACGCAUCACGUGGAAUUUGCCGUAAUAACGUUUUAGCACACAUGCAGUUGCUUUGCACACCAAAAUAGGUGUGGGGUGAGGGAUGCGUUCGAGUAGUUACAAAAUCGUUCUCUGGGCCGGUUUUGUCCGUGGGUCAUGUUGUAGGGCACUUCUGGAGUUUAUUUUUGUUUGACAUGCUAAUUGAUGAGUAGUGCAUUUAGCCACUGCCUUCCCAGACAAGAGGCCAGAUUUUAAGGUGAUCAGUUUCUUUUUUUUAGGUGAAAACGUCCCCCAACGUCUCAAUUCCAGGGGAGCGUGGGGUCGUCGUCAUCACUCGGAAUCGAUGCUCCGCGCUGUUGGAUUAAGGCAAAGAGACGAAUAUUUGUUACGUGGACUCUACCAAUAAUGUGUCUUGGGAAAGCUUUCAAAUUUUAGAGAGGUGACUUUUGGGUUUUAUAUAAAAUUCUGUUUUAUCUGCCUAUAUGUUGAUACAAAAGAUGAUGGUAUGUUAAAUGUCAUUUUAGUUAUUUUUUUUCAGUUGCUUUUGUUAAGUUUGUAAAGCCUGUGGUUGUGUGCAUUCCUAAUAAAGAAUCUGCUCAUUCUA
Messenger RNA from Petromyzon marinus (sea lamprey), 4475 nucleotides. RefSeq names its product catenin beta-1-like. Gene Ontology annotation, biological process: cell adhesion. Gene Ontology annotation, molecular function: cadherin binding. Lineage: Eukaryota; Metazoa; Chordata; Hyperoartia; Petromyzontiformes; Petromyzontidae. The record is from RefSeq and is a predicted model, not a curated record.